AUGUCUCAGGCAAGCUUUCUCAAAUCCGGUGGCUCAAGCAAAGGGAAGGAGACCCUGCGACCAAGGUUGCGUGUUAAGCUUCCUGACUUUAAUGACUCCGAGCUGAUCGAGGGUUACUCAAAGACUUUGAUUGGAAGGUGCAUGAAUCCACAGAGGCAGGAUGUAAAGGCGUUGAUCAUCAUCUUCCCCCGUAUUUGGAAGAUGGAGCAUCGUGUGACGGGAGCGGAUUUAGGCUUGGGACGGUUCCAAUUUCAUUUUGAUGAGGAAGAAGACAUCGUCGAGGUGUUGAGAAUGGAGCCGUUUCAUUUCGACUCCUGGAUGCACCCGUUACAAGUUUGGGCGGAGCUGACAUUACGCAGCAUUGGUGAUGCUCUAGGAGAGGUGAAGGAUGUGGACAUUGAAGGUGGCCGGGUUCAGGUGGGGGUUAAUGGGUUCCAUCCCAUUCAUUUGGAGACCACGCUGGAGGCCAAGGGAGGACAUGAAAUUCAGCUCGUCUUACGGUAUGAGCGCUUGUUUGGCUUUUGCAAAGAGUGUUUCAGUCUUUGUCAUGAUGUGGAACAGUGUCCUCUUCUCUACGUACACCGAGUGGAGAGAGACCGCAUCCGCCGGAGAGAGGAGAAGACGGAGGCAAGAGCAUUUAGCUAUAAGGGGGCAGUUCAAAGUUCUCAUGGGAAUGGCGGAAGAAACAAUCCGGUGGAGAGAAGGGGCGAUUACAAAUGGAAAGGCAAGAUGGUGGAAACCAGGGAUGAGGCACCUCACAAACAACAAUAUGAGCAGAGGGGAAGGUCGAGACAAGAGGUACCUUCUGGAGAAGGUCCUUCUCAUCACCGAGGAGCUCCCACUUACAUGCCAAAGAAGGAGAUGCAGAAACGGUAUGGUGGUGCUACGAGGGUUUCACAGAGCUCACUUGAGGAGCAAAAUUUGGCCCAUGAGGCCAAGAUUAAGGAUGUAGUCACGACGAAGGCUCGAGAGGCAGGGCUUCCCCAUACCACUAGCCCUCCGACUCACUCUGCCAAGAAAGUGAGGCGAUCCCUCGCUUUUGAAGAUGAAGAGACGGUAACGGAACCGGUAACGAGCCCGGUGAAAGCAAAUGUGGCGGUAGUUGCCAAUACAGAGGGUGGAGGUGAGGUACGCGAACGGGAGAUGACUGGAGUUCAGGUUCUUUCUGGUACAGGGGAGGUUUCAGCUGGGGAUACGGAGGAUCUGAUCCCAUUCGAUGACGACCUCUUACUCAAGGAUCUCCUGGUGGAGGAGACAGAGACGGGUGAUGCGGAAGAGGAGGAGAGCGGAAUGGAGAGAGAUGAUAGUCCGGUGGUGACUCAGGAGGAUGUGAAUAGUGGACGCUUAGAUGUGAUAAUGCAGGAAGUGCAGGGCCUCAGGGAGGAACCACUGGAGCCGAAAGGUGCGCCAGGUGGACUUAAGGGACGACAAGGAGAGCGUAAGAUUGGCGCCAAAAAGAAGGUCUUCAGAACCAACGUAGGGAUUGGUGGAGGAGCGAUGAGGAAGCUUGCACAGGUUGCUAAAACACCACGCAAGAGAGGGGUAGGUAAGCCAGGAAUGGGGGACAAGGUGGAGCCAAAGACCGGAAAGGAGGGGCAGGGUGGCGGACAAACGAACCCAGAAUGA
Microthlaspi erraticum is the source of this 1626-nucleotide messenger RNA. The record is from the annotation of a GenBank genome assembly. Lineage: Eukaryota; Viridiplantae; Streptophyta; Magnoliopsida; Brassicales; Brassicaceae.